AUGGCAUCAUUCGUUCGACCAGCUGCCAGGGUUGCUGGCUUUGCGACUGCCGGCACUGCUGUAGGCUACGUGGGUAGCAGAUACUACGACACGACUUUCUUCACAUUGACGCAAGCUCAUGCGGAAUCGAUUCCCUCAGACGCCAAGGCCGCCUUGAAGAAGAUGCCGUGGAAAGGCUUCACCGAACUGAAGCUGGAGAGCAGUGAAAUGGUCAAUCACAACGUCAAGAAACUGACCUUUUCUCUCCCUGACGACGAGUCCAUUACUGGUCUAUCGCCCAUCACUUCACUCCUAACUCAGCACACACCUGAGGGUGCAUGGAUCCCGGUCUUUAGACCCUACACACCGGUCAGUCCCAAUGACGAACCCGGCAGUGUAACAUUCAUGGUCAAGCACUAUCCCAGUGGCAAAGGUUCGACCAAGAUGCAUUCGCUAGUUCCCGGUGACACUAUGAAGUUCAAACCUCUGCAGGAACUCGAGUGGAAACCCAACCAGUACUCUCAUGUCACCAUGAUUGCUGGCGGCUCCGGUAUCACGCCACUCUACCAGCUAACUCGGGCCAUUCUGCGGAACCCCGAGGACAAGACUCGCAUCUCGCUCGUGUACGCGAACAACAGCGAGGAGGACAUUCUGUUGAAGAAAGAGUUUGAUGCACUUGCUCAGAAGCACCCCGAUCGUUUCCAGCGCUUGUACACGGUCAAGAAGACGAGCAGCGAGGGCGAAGGUCUCUACGAGACCGGACAUGUCACCAAGGAGAUGCUGGCCAAGGUCAUGCCCCAUAGGUUGUCCGAGUCUAAUGUUAAGGUCCUGGUCUCCGGGCCUCCAGCCAUGAUCGAGAGCAUCGCGGGAAGCAAAGGUAUGGGCGGCUGGACGCAAGGCAGUGUUGGUGGCAUCCUCAAAGAGCUCGGUUACAGCAGUGAGGAUGUUCACAAAUUUUAG
Molecule: messenger RNA, 939 nt
Organism: Cyphellophora europaea CBS 101466
Lineage: Eukaryota; Fungi; Ascomycota; Eurotiomycetes; Chaetothyriales; Cyphellophoraceae
Exons: 3
Coding region: 1-939 (312 amino acids)
Biological process (GO): ergosterol biosynthetic process
Molecular function (GO): cytochrome-b5 reductase activity, acting on NAD(P)H
Source: RefSeq, a predicted model, not a curated record